AUGCGCUACUAAUUCAGCAUCUGGGCAAUACGGCUUCGGCGGUAAUGUUGCGGAGCAAAAACAGUGCCUACUACAGGAGAUAGAACGCGCAUCAUGGGUUCUUCACUACUCUGCGCGGCUGUUCUUACAGGAGCAUUGUUUUUGACCGUUUUCAACCCGACAACAGCCGAUGUAUGGCCUGGUAGAAAUACCUUUGAUGAGAUUUGUCUGGAGAUCAUCAACGAUGCUGCAUCCAACCAUAUUCCGUUCAGAAGGCUUGUCAAGACUUGCUCAAGCUGGUGGUGGUGGCAUGGCUGCAGUAACCAGCUCCAAAUCCACGAGACAGUCUCGCGAUUCAGCUUGUGUGACCGACUAGUGCGGCAACAUAACACACACAACCAGGCAUUUUUAGGUUGGACAAGUCUCGCUACAUUUCAGUGUGAAGCUGCAUUCAGUUCACCGGCACGCUAUGGCCAAGCUGAGUGGAACAAUUGGUCUGGGCGACACUGUGGUACUUGGACGAGCACUGUUGGAGGUGGUGAGAGCUUUAACGAUGAGGCCUAUUGGUCCACUGCUGUUCCAGCAGCAAACUUUGGGUUUUACCGACAAGACGUAACAUUUGAUAGAUCCGGAACAUGCUGUGAUGAUGCCUGGAAUGAAUCCGGAGGAAACGAGGUGGUGGUUUGGGGGUGGGAUCCCAAGGAGGCUACUAACCACUUUGGCUACCAGGGCUGUCACGUGGGUUAUCCCUUCAACGCAGGAGGUGCAGACUGUAUAGUGUGGCUGACGGGUGAAGAGGCAUUCCUGGAGUGUGUCAAGACUGUGGGCUCUACCAAGAGGAGGACCAGUGCUGGGUUCUCGGGUUACGGUCAGUGGACCCUCCAAUCACGGUCCGUUCCAUGCUGAUUGGCCACACAGUUUUCAUCAGUUACCUAACUGGCUAGCUAGUGACUAAUUCUUCGUGACUCUAAAGUUGCAAAUGGACAUUAUGUACGUACAUAGCUAAACAAGUCUUGCAAGAUGUGGAUAAUGCUAGUGCUGAUUCUAGCCAUAAGAGUAAAAAAAGUGUCCCACAGCAGGUGGUUCCUUUUUGACUCACCGCAUCAAUUACUCCAGCAGAUGUCCACUCCUGUGAUGCAUAGAGCUG
This is a messenger RNA of Geodia barretti, 1126 nucleotides long. NCBI's taxonomy places the organism in Eukaryota, Metazoa, Porifera, Demospongiae, Tetractinellida, Geodiidae. The record is from the annotation of a GenBank genome assembly.